This is a messenger RNA of Drepanopeziza brunnea f. sp. 'multigermtubi' MB_m1, 522 nucleotides long. The record is from RefSeq and is a predicted model, not a curated record. NCBI's taxonomy places the organism in Eukaryota, Fungi, Ascomycota, Leotiomycetes, Helotiales, Drepanopezizaceae.
AUGAAGUUCAAUCUCUCAAGCCUCUUCGUCUUCGCAACGGCGAUGCUCGCCGUCAACACGUUACCGACCAUCCCGACUCAACACGGCGUAAGCCCGGCCCUCGCUAUCACGGAGCCACGGGCAGAGCACUUGGUAGCGCGGGCCAUCCCAGGCUUCUCGAGCUCGAAAGGCAUCGGCAGUAGCGUCAAGGGAUUCUUCACAACCAAGAACUUGAAAAAAUAUGUUCCCAACAAAAAGAACUUGAAGAAGGCGAUGAAGGAGUUAGAGGUGCAGAAGAAUAAGGCGAUAAAGCAGGUGAAGGCGAUGAAUGAUAAGGCGCGGAAUGCGAUGAAGGCGAGGAAGGCGAGGAAGGAGAAGGCGGAGAAGGCGAAGAAGGCGGAGAAGGCGAAGAAGAAGGAGAAGAUGGAGAAGGCUAAGAAGGCGAAGAAGGACGCGAAGAACAAGAGUUCGAACGGCGGUUUCAUGAAAGGCAGUGUCCAGAAGAUCAAAGAAUGGCUCCAAUUGCCUAUUCGCAACAAAUAA